Molecule: messenger RNA, 702 nt
Organism: Entamoeba invadens IP1
Lineage: Eukaryota; Evosea; Mastigamoebida; Endamoebidae
Exons: 2
Coding region: 1-702 (233 amino acids)
Source: RefSeq, a predicted model, not a curated record
AUGCAACAACACAAGUUCUCAUAUUCACAACAUUUAAAAGACUACAAAUACCAACAACCAAUCAAACGGCAGGAACCGAAUGUCACGAAGAAAAUGAUGAACUGUGUUAUUUCUAAAGUACUUCGUUCGAUAUUUCAAAAGACGACUUCUGAGAAUAUAAUUGCUUCUUUUACCAGAGCAGGUUAUGUAUCUAUCAUAAAAGACCACUCUAUAAAAGUGUACGUUGAUAUUAAACAUGCAUCUUUGGUUCAUAAAUUGGUGAUUCCAAUUUUGAGUGAUGUCAUGAUUGACAAAUUGACGCCACCAUGCGAAAAUGUCGUCAUGACAACUGCUAUUAUAGCCAAUGAACAAACUGUUGUCGACGCAAAAGACGUGUGGACGAAGAUCAACAAUACAUUACAACCGACUUUCGAGGUCGGGUUUCGAAUAUAUAACCAACUUCAAAAUUCACCACAACUUAUAAUCGGAUUGCCUUUAGAUUUGCCACAAAAAAGACAACUACAGCUUAAUCUUAGACUAUCACCUGAUUUCCAACAGCAUAAUUUUAGUAGCUAUUUAGAUUUUGGAACAACGAACAGCAAAUUCGUUUCAAAAUAUGACCUAGAAAUAUUAUCAAUGCCGCCUUUUGACAACAAUGGUAUUAGAAGACCUUUUACCGUGAUGGAACUUGAAGAAUUGGGAAAUGAAGUUCCAGUAGAUUAG